Messenger RNA from Phyllotreta striolata, 597 nucleotides. The record is from the annotation of a GenBank genome assembly. Lineage: Eukaryota; Metazoa; Arthropoda; Insecta; Coleoptera; Chrysomelidae.
UAUAAUUUUUUAUCAAUAAUUCAAAAAAAAAAUCGUAUAAAAGCCCGAAUACGACACAGGAAAUUGUAGUUAUUAUUAACUGGUAACAACAUGAAAACCUUUAUUCUAACAGUCGCCAUCACGGCCGCCAUUUGUCUGGCUUUCAACGGCCAAGAAGCCACCGGAGCGCACAUUCCAAGAGUACCGGGCCCGCCUCAUUGCACCAACGCCACCGAAGGCAAACUCUACCCGGACCCGUACGAUUGCGGCAAGUACUACAUCUGCUCGGAGAGCGAAGCCGUCGAGAUGAACUGCUACCCGGGCACCUGGUUCAAUCCGGCCAACGGCGAAUGCGACUAUCCCAAGAACGUACCGUGCGUCGUCUCCGUCACCACCACGCAGGGUACCACCAGCAAACCGCCCAAGCACGAGGCCGAUCCCACUGUCACGCCUUCGGAAUAACCGAUCGCAAGAAACCAGUAGAAUAAAUCGAGCUUGUACAUAUCUGAUAUACUUUUAUUCUACCUAUACUAGCCACAAUAUAGUCCUGGAAGAUUAUACUACUAGAUGUUUACGAUCUAAUGCUGCUUCAGAGGCAAUAAACACUAUAGAUGUAGU